AUGGAAUCAAUAGAAGGGCUGAGGCUCUACUUCUUUUGCUCCAUUUUACUAUCUCUAUUCACAUUUUGCACCUCAGUAGACACCAUAACCCCAGAUCACCCCAUCACAGAUGGCACUACCAUAGUUUCAGCCGGUGGCAACUUUGAACUUGGAUUCUUCAGCCCUGGAAAAUCCAAGAACCGAUACGUUGGCAUUUGGUACAGCAAGAUGCCAACUAAGGAUGUGGUCUGGGUUGCUAACCGAGAAACUCCGCUAAACAACACUUCUGGCAAGCUAAUGCUCAAAGACAAUGGGAUCCUAGUACUCCUAGAUGGCAGCAAUGAAGAAAUCUGGUCAUCGAAUUCAUCAACAUCCUUGAAAAAUCCAGUGGCCAGGCUUUUGGACACUGGAAAUCUUGUUGUGAGAGAGGGAAAUGGCCAUAGUUCCAAAAAUUCUGCCUGGCAGAGUUUUGAUUAUCCUGGGAAUACUUUUCUACCAGGCAUGAAGGUAGGCCGGAACUUAGCCACGGGCCACGCUUGGAGCCUGAACUCAUGGAAGAGCCCUGAUGAUCCUGGUUUAGGUGAAUACACUGAAAUGCUGGACCUUAAUGGAUUCCCUCAAAUUUUCCAGUUCAGAGGUGCAAACAAAUCUGCAACUUUCAGACACGGGCCAUGGAAUGGAAAGACGUUUACAGGCGUGCCAUACAUUAAAAUCAAUCCAUACUUCACAUUUGAGUAUGUUAUGGAUGACACAGAGAUAUACUACAGAUAUGAGCUUAUAAAUAGCUCGGUUCCUUUCCGGGUUGUAAUAACCCCAACUGGCCUGAUUCAACGCUUAACUUGGAUCGAACGCACCAAAAGCUGGUUUCUUUACUCCACAGCACAGGCAGAUAUCUGUGACCACUAUGCCAUGUGUGGAGCUUUUGGCAAGUGCAAUAUCAACAACUCCCCUCCCUGUGACUGUCUCAAAGGAUUUAUCCCAAAAUAUCCUCAACAAUGGGAUGCCACGGAUUGGUCAAACGGGUGUGCCCGUACAACUCCUUUGGAUUGUGGGGAUGAGGACAGGUUUUUUGUUUACACAGGGCUAAAAUUGCCUGACACACGCGAUUCCUGGUACGACAGGAACAUUAGCCUCGACGAAUGUAAGAGAUUGUGCUUGAAAAAUUGCAAUUGCUCGGCCUAUUCUAAUCUGGAUGUUCGAGAUGGUGGAAGUGGAUGUUUACUCUGGUUUGGAGACCUCACUGAUAUUAAGGAAAAUGGUGAAAUUGAUCAAUAUGUAUAUGUGAGGGUAGCUGCAUCAGAUUUUGAUCUGUAUCAAAAUGGACAUAAGAAACAUGAGGUGAUCAAGAUAGUCAUACCAGCAAUUUCUGGAUUACUUAUUCUCAGCUUUUUGGGUUGCUCAGCUAAAGUUCAUAUCAAAGAAGACCAUGAUUUACCAUUGUUUUCUUUGGAAACUGUUGUUUCUGCAACAAACAACUUCUCUUCCGCUAAUCUUAUCGGAGAGGGUGGAUUUGGACCGGUUUACAAGGGCAUGCUAAUAAGUGGCACAGAAGUAGCAGUUAAGAAGCUUUCAGAAAAUUCAGGCCAAGGUGCUCAAGAGUGGGAGAAUGAAGUGAUCACAAUUGCCAAACUUCACCAUAGAAACCUUGUCACACUUCUUGGUUGCUGCGCAGAGGGAGGACAAAGGAUGCUAAUAUAUGAAUUUAUGCCAAAUAAUAGCUUGGACUAUUUCAUAUUUGAUGACAACAGAAAAAGAAUGCUUACAUGGCAGAAGCGCUUCGAAAUUGCUGUGGGAAUAUCACGUGGACUUCUUUAUCUGCACCAGGACUCGCGGUUCAAAAUAAUACAUAGAGAUCUGAAGGCAAGCAACAUAUUACUGGAUGCGGAAUUGAAUCCCAAGAUUUCUGACUUUGGCCUUGCUAGAAUUGUUGGAGAAGAUGAUGCUCUAGCAAAAACAAAGAGAGUCAUCGGGACAUACGGUUACAUGUCACCCGAGUAUGCUAUCGAUGGCAAAUUUUCAGUAAAAUCAGAUGUUUUCAGCCUCGGAGUGGUUUUGUUAGAACUCAUUAGCGGAAGAAAGAACAGGGCGUUUCAUCAUUUAGAGCAUCAUCACAAUCUUCUUGGUCAUGCAUGGCUUCUAUGGAAAGACGGCAACCCACUAGAUAUAAUGGAUAAUUGUCUGGCAGAAUCAUCGUAUGUGGAAUGUCAAGUACUAAAGUGCAUUCACGUAGCUCUUCUCUGUGUUUCGAAAUUACCAGAAGACAGACCAACAAUGGCAUCCGUAGUUUUCAUGUUAGAAAACGAGAAAGUUGCUUUACCUCAACCUAAAGAGCCAGGUUUCUUCCUAGAAACGAACUCAACUCCACCAUCUCCGAUAAAUGAGGAAAGCUGCUGCUCUGAAAUUGCGACGAUGACGUUCUGCAGCAUUCUUCAAGCUAGAUAG
This is a messenger RNA of Ipomoea triloba (trilobed morning glory), 2421 nucleotides long. Its product is annotated as G-type lectin S-receptor-like serine/threonine-protein kinase At4g27290. NCBI's taxonomy places the organism in Eukaryota, Viridiplantae, Streptophyta, Magnoliopsida, Solanales, Convolvulaceae. Gene Ontology annotation, biological process: recognition of pollen; protein phosphorylation. The record is from RefSeq and is a predicted model, not a curated record. The transcript has 7 exons. Gene Ontology annotation, molecular function: ATP binding; protein serine/threonine kinase activity. The coding region runs from base 1 to 2421 and encodes 806 amino acids.